Molecule: messenger RNA, 1865 nt
Organism: Drosophila serrata
Lineage: Eukaryota; Metazoa; Arthropoda; Insecta; Diptera; Drosophilidae
Gene: RabGGTa
Product: Rab geranylgeranyltransferase subunit alpha
Biological process (GO): protein geranylgeranylation
Cellular component (GO): cytoplasm; Rab-protein geranylgeranyltransferase complex
Molecular function (GO): Rab geranylgeranyltransferase activity
Source: RefSeq, a predicted model, not a curated record
GCUGUUGCUGACUAAUAUUUUCGUCCCAAGAUAUUUCUCAAAUUGCAUUUAAAAAGAAAAUAGAAGAGAUGCACGGGCGCGUGAAGGUACGGACCACGGAGGAGGAGCGGGAGCGGAAGCGAAAGGAGCAAGCUCUCAAGGUGCGAGCCUACCGCGCUGCCAUGGGAAAAAUUCAGGCGAAGCGGGCGGCAGGCGAGUUGGACAACGAAAUGCUUGGCCUGACUGUGCAAAUCCUGCAACGUAAUCCGGACGUUAGUACGCUGUGGAACAUCCGCAGGGAGUGCGUGCUCGAAAAGCUUUCAAGGCUGUCCAAGGAAGAUGAACCACCGCAGCUUGAACAAGCGGGGGAUCAAGUAGAGCCGGAGGAAAAGAGCACGAAGGAGGCAGUUCCCCAGCAGGAAGAUAAGGCCCAGGCCGUCUUUAGCUGUGAACUGGACCUCACCGAGCAGUGCCUGAUGGUCAAUCCCAAGUCGUAUAAUGCCUGGCACCAUCGUUGCUGGACGCUGGAGCAGAAUCCCCAGGCAGACUGGCAGCGGGAGCUUCAUCUAUGCAACAAGUACCUCAAGUUCGACGAGCGCAACUUCCACACCUGGGACUAUAGGCGCUACGUGACGGCAAAGGCCGGUGUGCCAGCUUCCCAGGAACUGGACUUUUGCACCGAGAAGAUCAAGGUGAACUUUUCCAACUACUCCAGCUGGCAUCACCGCAGUCUGCUGCUCCCGGAACUCUAUCCCAACGAGCAGAGAGACCGGCCGAUGAGUGAGGAGAAGCUGCAGCAGGAGCUAGAGAUGGUGCUUACAGCCGCCUUUACAGAUCCUAAUGACAGCAGCGCCUGGUUCUACCAAAGAUGGCUGUUGGGCAGUGGCGCCCAGUUGGAUAGGGCUCCCAGAAUAGCUGCCUUUCGGCUGGGGUCCACGGGAGCCGUGAUCGCAUUGGAUAAACCAACCCCAGAUCUGGAUGAACUCAACAUCGAACUGGUUGCUGGUGAGCAAAAGGUGCUGCUAUCACCCUGGCUGCCGUUGGACAAUGCAAAAACGACCUGGGAAUCCAAGUCAACCUUCGACUACCAAAAGAACUCAAAAUACACCCUUAAGCUGUCCGACCAGGAGCUAAAUCUCCUCCCUCUUCCUGAUAGUGAAGACGGUAUCUUCUACUUUGCGCCACCGCAUGCCGCUGCUAGUUGCAGCCAAGAACUACUCGCAGAGCUGAAAACGCAACUACAAUCGUGCCUAGAUCUUCUGGAAUACGAGCCAGACAGCAAAUGGACCCUACUAACCAGCGCCCUGCUAAUGCGAGCUAUUGAUGUCUCAGGAAACCACACGAAGAGCUUGGAGCACCUGGCCAAGCUAGAGAAAGUGGAUGCUCUGAGGGAAGGCUACUACAAGGACUUGGCUGCGAGGUGGACUUUGGAGCUGGAGUUGGCCAAUUGGCCUCAGGCUCCUGGAUUCCCCAAAACGUUUGAGUUGGCCGAUGAGGUAGCGCUGGCAUCACUGCCUUAUGGACAAUACUUGGUCAUUGCCGAUGAACUGAAAAUGGCCGCGAAACUCAGGGAGGAGCUGGGCAACCGAGUGCCUAAAACCUUUUCAGAACUGAAACUGUAAGAGAGUUUUAUGUACAAUUUCGAACGGUAGACAUGGUUUCCAUAUAUAAGGCUUGAUAUGUAACCCAAGGCAGAUUCCGUUGCAGGCUUUAUUUAUUCGGUGCUUAAAAAAACUUUAUUAUACACGCAUUAUUGUGCUGAUCAGGAUUCAAGUACAUUAAAUCCGAAGCAACAUUCUAUUUAGCAAUUAAUCCUAUUUAUACAGACAUAUAUUUUGUACAUAAUUGAACAUAUUAUUAUUACUCUUUAUUAAUAAAUAGAAGUG